This is a messenger RNA of Actinia tenebrosa (Australian red waratah sea anemone), 1263 nucleotides long. RefSeq lists its product as uncharacterized. NCBI's taxonomy places the organism in Eukaryota, Metazoa, Cnidaria, Anthozoa, Actiniaria, Actiniidae. The record is from RefSeq and is a predicted model, not a curated record.
AUGUACUUUAGGCCAGGUCGCCAAGCUGUUUGGACACUUUUUUCAAGUGGCGACAAGCAAAUUCGUAAUCUACAGGCUUCAAGCUUUAAAAUGAUACCAAGAAACCUUGGCCACCCAUGGGGUGCAGAAAAAGACUUGCAAAAACAGCCGAAAAGUCGCUUCCUAGCCUUGCAAGACAGCGAGCUCAUCGAAAUUGUUUCCAACGCACAAGCAGAAGGAACGAAAAAGCAAACAAGGUGGUCUUUAAAAGCUUUUGGAGAUUGGUGCGACGAAAAAGGCAUCUCGAAAAACACAGCAGAGAUGACAGAUGAAGAGUUAGAUGGCCAUCUCUACCGGUUUUAUGCCGAAGCUAGAUCGAAAGCUGGCCAAGGAUAUAGCCGCUCCACACUGCUUGGCUUUAGAAAUGCCAUGGAAAGGCAUCUUGCAUCGGAAGGUCGAUACGUAUCAAUCACCAAAAACCCGAGUUUUCACAAAAGCAACAAGAUGCUUGAAUCCAAACUGAAGUCUCUAAGGCGUGAAAACAAAGAAAAAGUCCAGCACAAACCAGUAGUCGAAGCAGCAGAUAUUGACAAGAUUAAAGAAAGUCCUUUCAUGAGUCCAACUACUCCCGAUGGAUUGCUGCGUAUAAAAGAUGCCGUGGGCUGUGACUAUGCACUCAUGUCUCACCAAGAAGCCACCAGAAACCACCAAGGAGGUUAUGGAGACACAAACGAAGUACUAACAAGGCUCUACAGCACCAACACCGAGGGAGAUGCAUACUGGUGUCUCAAGCUCUACAUUUCAAAGCUAAACCUUCUGCAAGAAGCCUUUUUCCAAAAGCCUAAGCAACUCAUAAAUGCCGCAGACCCAGUAUGGUACGAAAACAAGCCACUUGGUGUCAACAGUCUGGCAAAAAUGAUGAAAAAUAUCUCCAUUGGUGCCAAUUUGUCAAAGGUCUACACCAACCAUAGCGUACGAAGCACAUCGAUCACAACGCUGUCAAACUCAGGAGUUCCUUCAAGGCAUAUCAUGGCCAUUUCUGGCCAUAAGAGUGAGCAGAGUCUGGUAAGCUACAAUUCCAGACCAUCCACAAGCCAAAUAAAGCGAUUUUCUGAGAUUAUUUCCAGUGCUGUUGGGUGUGAAAUGGAAUCGUCCGGCUACCAAAACAAGCGCCAGUACAGUUCUUCAUUCUCGUCCGUUGCUUAUCCGAACGGCGCUUUCCAAUCUUGCAAUAUUUCGCAAGCCCAAAUCUUUGUUGUUCCACCAAAGAGUUAUCACAAGUGA